Messenger RNA from Medioppia subpectinata, 815 nucleotides. NCBI's taxonomy places the organism in Eukaryota, Metazoa, Arthropoda, Arachnida, Sarcoptiformes, Oppiidae. The record is from the annotation of a GenBank genome assembly.
AAAGUCUAUUAGAUUUUGAAACAAUAUCUUCAAAUAUUUUGGAUGAGAUUAACGAAAUUGGGCGCAAAAUACCGUCAGUUAUCAAAGGGUUUAUAUUUAAUUUCAAUGAAUUAGAGAUUAACAGAUGUAAGGAGUUAUUCAGUUCAGUGGCUGUCAUUAAAGACCCCACUGUUAGGGCCGUAGCCUAUGAAGUAAAGUGUGUUUCGGAUGCGAUUCAGUUGUUACACAAUCGGACAAAUCAAAAGUUUUUACGAAUGGUUAAAAUGUGUUCAAAAAUUAAUGGAUUCAAUGAGUUGUGCGAAGACGACAAGAUUGCACUCCUGAAGACGGCCUGUCCUCAGCUCAUGAUUUUGCUGAGUGUUAUACUAUUCGACUUCGAGGGCCAGUUCUGGACGAUUCCCAUUGACGAAGAGAAGGCAACGAUAUUACCGAUGAGUGUUCUCAAGACGUGGAGUGAAAUAGUGGUCGAAAUACAAAAGAAAUUUAUAGGAUUAAUAUUUAACUUCAAUGAGUUAGAGAUUAACAGAUUUAAGGAGUUAUUCAAUUCAGUGGCUGUCGUUAGGAACCCGACCGUGAGAUCCAUAGCGUAUGAGACGGUGAAUGUUAGGGAAGCGCUCGAGUUGUUGCUAAACGGAGCGAAUGUCAUGUUUUCACGAAUGGUUAAAAUGUCGCUAAAAAUUAGUGGAUUCACUGAUUUGUGCGAAGACGACAAGAUUGUGCUCUUGAAGGCCGCCUGUCCUCAGCUCACGAUUUUGCAGAGUAUUAUAAUUUUCAAUUUCAACGGCGAGUUCUGGACUAUUCCUAUCAUAUAUUAA